CAUGUUGAAUGUACAGUCUGAGAAACUAGAUAAAUUAGAUUACACAAACGCACACCAACUAGCUACUCCAAUUACAGAGCGCUCAUGCGACAGUUAUAAAAUCCCCACCGUCUGCCUGAAACAAAUUUGCGCACAUUGAAGGGGAAGAUAAUAUUGGACGGACCACGCAGGCAUUUAUUUUGCAGAUGAUCGCAGAAACACUGAUCAAUCUAUGUUGCUUUGCGCAGCUUCCCACCUCCGUGUUUGACAUGUAGCUAGCAUUCAAAUUCGUGUCAUGUGCGACUGUGGAAAAUAACACGGUUGGGUGCUUUGUUUCUUCUGUUUUAUAAAUCGUCUCAAAAAUGUUUUCGUCUACGUGGAAUUUUCUGAAGCGCCACAAAAGGAAAUUUAUUUUCGCUGGAGCUUUUGUCGGAGGUGUGUACUUUCUUGGUAAAUAUGCUCAAAAGAAAAUCCGAGAGAUGCAGGAGCGUGAGGCAUCAGAGUACAUCGCUCAAGCCCGACGUCAGUUCCACUUCGAGAGUAACCAGAGAACGUGCAACAUGACAGUGUUGUCAAUGCUCCCUACAUUAAGAGAAGCCAUUUUACAUCAUCUAAACUCUGAGAGCCUCACUACACUGCUGAAGAGCAAACCAGCAAAUAAACUUGACAUAUGGGAGGACCUGAAGAUUAUUAGUUUCACCCGAAGUGUUGUGGCUGUGUACAGUACAUGUAUGUUGGUUGUUUUACUCCGUGUCCAGCUCAAUAUCAUUGGUGGCUACUUAUACUUGGACAACUCAGUCAGCAAGAGUGGCAUGAUGCCCUUGGCCCCUCCAGAUGUGCAACAACAAUACCUCUCCAGCAUCCAGCACCUCCUUGGGGAUGGGUUGAGUGAGAUGAUAACAGCAGUUAAGAAAGCUGUGCAGAACACAUUGGGCGGGGUGUCCCUGAAGCAGAGUCUGUCCCUUCAGGAGCUGGAGCAGCACCUUAACCAGAUCAGAGCCCAGGUGGAGGAGGGAGACGGGGGCUCCACACACAGACCUCUCUCCUGGUACAUGAUGCCUGACGAGGAGAACACUCUGGCUGCACAGGCCUGUGGUCUGACGGAGAAUGAUGUCACUACGAUAAAGCUGCUCAAUGAAACCAGAGACAUGCUUGAAAGCCCGGACUUCGGAACUGUACUCAACACCUGCCUGAACAGGGGCUUCAACCGUUUCCUUGACAACAUGGCAGAGUUUUUCCGGCCCCCACCCGGAGCACAAGGAGACUCCACCCCCAUCACUACACCUGAUAGUCUCUCGCAUGUAAGUCUCCCAGUUGCCAAAAUCAUCCCCAUUGUGAAUGGACAGAUCCACUCCAUCUGCAGUGAAAUACCAAGUCACUUUGUACAGGAUCUCCUGAUGAUAGACCAAGUGAAGGAGUUUGCUGCCAAUGUGUAUGAGACAUUCAGCACAUCCCAUGAACUGCAGAAAUAAGGGAGUUGACAUAUUCCUGGUAGACCUGGCCCGCUCUUCCUGCUCUGUAUCUUUGCAUGACGCUGCCUGCUGUGGACAUCACGAAUGGAGGAAGAAAUGCUCUUAUUCGCUGUACCAUGUCAGAAUACUUGAGGACUGUUCCAUUGUGGAAUGUAAUGCCAUGAACUGCCGCCUACUCCAGCUGUAGACCUCAAGGUGAGAUACCCACUUCAUCUUGGGAAGUUGAGUUUUUGGCUCACGGUUUAUAAAGUCAGCCAACCAGACUCCUCUGAAUCAAAGUAACUUUCCUGUGUCAUGAAAAAUAAACAAAAUCCUGAAAGCCUUGUCCCACUUUACGUAGACGUUGUUUCGAUACAUUAACCAUAAGUUGAACUACUGUCGCUUUGAGUUUGAACUAUUUUUCUCCUUUCUAUUACUGUUGUUGAAGAGUCAACUCUUACCCUUCAUUUUGACCUUUAAUCUACCAUUAUCAACAGUGCUGUGUCAUCAAGGCUGCAAGUUCUCAUUACACCUCAGUCUAAUUCCUGUUUAACAAUGUUCAGUAUUGUCUAAUACAUAAUUCUGCACUUUUUAUGUUGUCUCUUCUUUGGAAAUGUAAUCUUUAAGGUUUGUUUUCUUAAAUCAUGGAAAUUGGGAAAUUUCAGAGGUGAGAAUGUAGGCCCAUGUAUUAUAUAUUUUGUAACAUAACAUUCUAAAUGACAACAGAAAAUGUAAGUACUGUAGUAUUGACAUUGAAAAUUAUAAACACAUGAUUUAAUAUA
Molecule: messenger RNA, 2212 nt
Organism: Oncorhynchus kisutch (coho salmon)
Lineage: Eukaryota; Metazoa; Chordata; Actinopteri; Salmoniformes; Salmonidae
Gene: pex3
Product: peroxisomal biogenesis factor 3
Exons: 12
Coding region: 342-1451 (369 amino acids)
Biological process (GO): protein import into peroxisome membrane
Cellular component (GO): peroxisomal membrane
Molecular function (GO): protein-macromolecule adaptor activity
Source: RefSeq, a predicted model, not a curated record